This is a messenger RNA of Plasmopara halstedii, 279 nucleotides long. RefSeq lists its product as uncharacterized. The transcript is spliced from 2 exons. Lineage: Eukaryota; Oomycota; Peronosporomycetes; Peronosporales; Peronosporaceae. The coding region runs from base 1 to 279 and encodes 92 amino acids. The record is from RefSeq and is a predicted model, not a curated record.
AUGUGCAUCUUGGUGCCCCAAUUAUAUGAUAUUUUGGUCGUGGAAAGACGAUCCAUUCACCGUCCUGCAAUUAUGAGUGUGCUCACAUUUUCGGCUAACGAUGUGUUUUUGGACAAAAUAUGCUUAAUCAUUUCAUCCCGCGACCCCACCUUCUCCAGCCUGCGAAUUUUAUCAGCGUUGAGCCGUAUUAAACUUCUCGAUUUCCAUCGGAUCCAAAUCCACAGGCUGUAUGGAGGGCUGCGAUCGCUCAAAAUAAAUAUAAAUUGUCUCACAGACUAG